This is a messenger RNA of Epinephelus fuscoguttatus (brown-marbled grouper), 2043 nucleotides long. RefSeq names its product secretory phospholipase A2 receptor-like. The record is from RefSeq and is a predicted model, not a curated record. Bases 23 to 1843 code for a protein of 606 amino acids. The transcript has 15 exons. Lineage: Eukaryota; Metazoa; Chordata; Actinopteri; Perciformes; Serranidae. Gene Ontology annotation, molecular function: signaling receptor activity.
UCCAUCACACUCUGAGUGAAAUAUGGCCGUCUACGAAAAUGCAUCAGAGAUCACUGUGGAGAUGAUGAACCUCUCUGAUGCUUCAGCCAGGACUGCUGCCUCCAAGAGUCACAGUGAUGAAGAUGGUACCACAGUGCCCGGAAGAAAACUGCUCAGAUGUGUUGCCGUGAGCUUUUGUCUCCUGUGUGUCCUACAAGUUGCUCUAAACAUUUCCCUCCGUCUUGCUCUCUCCCCUCCACCAGGGAUUGAUGCCAAUAUUAAAAAUCUGACUGAGGAGAGAGACGAGUUGAGGAGCAUCAACCUUCGUAUUGAGGAGAGUUAUAAAACCCUGACUGAAGAGAGAGAUGAGUUGAAGAGGGAGCUGAGUAACUUUGCCCCUCCACCAGGGAUUGAUGCCAAUAUUAAAAAUCUGACUGAGGAGAGAGACGAGUUGAGGAGCAUCAACCUUCGUAUUGAGGAGAGUUAUAAAACCCUGACUGAAGAGAGAGAUGAGUUGAAGAGGGAGCUGAGUAACUUUGGUGAGUGUGAUCAUUAUUUGAACCAAGGAUGGGUGUAUUUCAGUGGUAGUUUCUACUAUAUUUCUUCAAUCGAGAAAACCUGGCAAGACAGCAGAGAUGACUGUGUGCAAAGAGGUGCAGAUCUGAUGAUUAUCAGCAGCGAAGAGGAACAGGAUUUCACAAGACAAUUCAAGAAGUACAUGUGGAUUGGCCUGACUGACUUACAAACAGAGGGGACAUGGAAAUGGGUGGAUGGUACUCCAGUGACCAAAAGCUACUGGGGUCCUAAGGAGCCUAAUGGCGGGAGAGGUGAAAAUUGUGGGGAAAUGAAGUUUGAUUCGCAAAACAGCUGGAAUGAUGGAAGCUGUUCCCUUUCACACUUCUGGAUGUGUGAAAAGAAAGUCCGUCAUAUGGAGAUGAUUGUCCUUGAAGAGGAAUCUGAGAUCUCAGUGGUUAAUGAAAACCUCCAUGAUGCCUCAGCCAAGAAUCCUGCAUCAAAGAUCCACUUUGUUGAAGACAAUGACGUGCCUGCUGCAGUGCCUGGUCUUGAAGAAGUGGGGAACAGUUGCUGCAGAGAUACUGCAGUGUUUCUAGUGUGUUUUGUCUCUCUGACUGGACUCAUACUGUCUGUUUCUAGUGUUAAUUUGUUUGUUUAUACAUCAAAGACAAUUACCAGACACAACUCUGAGUGGGAAUCAAAGACAGACCAGUUACAGACCAGUUACAACAACAACAUGAUUAAAGAAAGAGACCAGUUACAGACCAGUUGCAACAACUUGACCAAAGAAAGAGACCAGUUACAGACCAAUUGCACCAACCUGACUAAAAAGAAUAACCAGUUACAGACCAGUUACAACAAGCUGGCUAAAAAAAAUGGUGAUCUUCAGAGAAAGCUUGAAGGUAUUGAGGCCAGUUGCAAAAACCUGACUGAGGAGAGAGAGGAACUGAAGAAGAAUCUGCAUGACUUUGCUUCGGAAGGAUGGAUGUAUUUCAGAGGUAGUUUCUACAACAUUUCUUCUACUGAGAAAACCUGGGCAGACAGUAGAGAUGACUGUCGUCGAAAAGGUGCAGACCUGGUGAUUAUCAACAGCAAAGAAGAACAGGAAUUCACAAGACAAUUCCAGAAGUACAUGUGGAUUGGCCUGACUGACUCGGAGACAGAGGGGGUGUGGAAAUGGGUGGAUGGGACUCCAGUGACCCAAAGCUACUGGGGUUCUGGGGAGCCUAACAAUAAAGAAGAUGAAGACUGUGCUGAAAUAAAGUAUCAUGAUAAGGAAAGCAGCUGGAAUGAUGGAAAGUGUUCCCUUUUACACUUAUGGAUGUGUGAAAAGAAAGUCCUUCCAUAACUCUGCAUCCACGCCCACCAAACUCAGGACAAUCAGUGCAUUUCUCAAUUUCAGCUGAACAUUUGAGGAGAUUUCACUGUUUUCCUGUUGUUUUGGAGUUUCAGUGUGAACUUUGAUCUUUGAAGCAACCUGAAUAUUUUCAUAUGGACACAAACACAUUAUUUUUCAGGUGUAAAAAAAAAAAAAAAACAGAUUUAAAA